AUGGGACAGAGCUGUAUGAAUAAAAAAAAAGAAUUAAAUGAUCCUAUGCUUUAAUCAAUAAAACCUUUGCAUAGACCCAAAAAACCAACUUGGGAGUUGCAUUAUAAUGAAAGCAGACCUGAAACUCAAGAGGAUCUUGAUUUUGAUAUUGAAACUAGAAAUCAAAAAAAAAAAGAAGUUCGUUUUACUACUCCAGAGAGAAGUCGACGGUCCUUCUCUUAAGGAGUCAAAUAUCAAAAAGAAUUGUUGAUGAAACAAAUGUUUGGUGAUAUGUUUGCAAGAAAAAAAUAUAGUUUAAUAAGAUCUGAUAGAGAAUUAAGAUAAAAAGAAUAUAACAAUAGAAUAAAUAAGACGUAAAAUAUGGAUAUUAGUUUUAUUCCUGGGUAAUUGUCACUCAAAUAAAUUUAUGUAAAUCAUUCAGAUCAAACAUCAACUUUAAAAGAAGAAGUUAAAUCUCUCAAGUCUUUUAAAUCUAAUAGUUAGCCUUAAUCAAGCAUAUUAAAACAAAAAAGUACUAAAGCUAAAUCGCUUUAUUCUGGAUCAAGAAGAAGUGUUAGGUUUUAGUUUUGA
This is a messenger RNA of Paramecium pentaurelia, 570 nucleotides long. NCBI's taxonomy places the organism in Eukaryota, Ciliophora, Oligohymenophorea, Peniculida, Parameciidae. The record is from the annotation of a GenBank genome assembly.